AAACCGGCUUACACUUCCUAAUGCUCCCCGAUCUUCCCUCGCUUACAAACUGGAUUUGCAUUUUCAUUCGCAUUCUGCUGUAGUUCGCGGAUCCUCAGUUUGGCUUGAACUCUGGAGCAGGAAUGUUGCCCACUGCCAAUUGGGUUGUGCCGCUUUUUCUGUGGUUCCUCUGCGGGGGAAUUCCCUUUCUGGAUGGCGCCGAUCUGUGCCAGCCCAUCGGUUGGCGGAACUUCCAGUGCAACGAGGUGGCUUCCCUACAGGAUCUGGUGGAUUUGGGGGCAGAAAAUUGGCAUACUCUGUCCGUACGAAAUGUGCAAACUGAACUAGAGGUGGGAUCAGGUGAAAAUGCAGAGCACUUAGCCAACUUGGUGGAACUAGACCUAACUUCAGCAGCUCCAAUAAAUCUUCACACGAGUGGCUUUUCCAUUCUGCCCAACCUGCGGUAUCUGAACCUCAGUGGUUGCGGUCUGUCCGAAAUGCAGGGAAACCACUUUGCGGUUGACUCAGCGCUUCAGCGGAUCGAUUUAAGCCACAAUCAAAUGGAGCUUCUGGACCGGGACUUUUUUGGCAAUCUGAGGAAGCUGAUUUAUGCGAAUUUUUCGCAUAAUGCCUUGAAGCAAUGCGAUCUGCCCCACAUGCCGCUACUCAAUCGCCUCGAACUGGGCCACAAUCGAUUGGUUAAUGCCACUUUCGGAGUCUGUCCGCAACUGCAGGAAUUGAUUUUAAAUAACAACCAACUGGCUCAGCUGGAUGUGAAUGCCUUUCGUGGACUCCAUGGCCUUUUGGAGCUGCAGCUCAGCGACAACAGAUUGAACUCCAUUGGCCAGGAUACUUUUCAACCACUCAGCCAACUUCGAAUACUAAACCUCUCAAGGAACGCCCUGGAUGCACUGCGUCCAAAUGUUUUCGGAGCGAUUCAAAAUUAUGUGGUUCACCUACAACAGUUAGAUUUAUCCGUGAAUCGCAUCCGUCUGCUGUUCGACAAUCAAUUUCGGGUUCUGGCCAGGUUGCAAAUGCUAGAUGUGUCCAGGAACAGCAUAGCCAGCCUAAGUCCUGGUCACUUUGUGGGUUUAGGAUCGCUACGCAAGUUGUAUUUGCAGUAUAAUGCCAUCUUGGAAAUCAAGUCGGGUACGUUUGCUGCCCUCGUGAACCUGGAUACUUUGGAUUUGUCCUACAAUAACCUGGAGUUCCUGGAAGAGCAGAUCUUUGGCAGCAACACCUUGUCACGCAUGCGGAGACUAAACCUGAAUGGCAAUCAUAUGAAGCAAUUGCAUCCACUGGCCUUCUCUUCGCUGCCUUUUCUGGAGUACCUAAAACUGGGUCACAACGAACUCAAAUCCCUAGAUGUGCGAAUGUUUGCACCCAUGCGACGCCUUCAAAAGCUGCAUUUGGGUCACAAUCUGCUGGAAGAGAUCAAUCUUGAUGUGCUGGAAAGCCUAAGUAGCGUCCAAGAGAUCCUUGUGGACAACAACCGCCUAACAUUUCUGUCCAAGGUGAAUGUGAGCUUUCCCAAUCUGAAACGAGUCUCAAUCGAAGGAAAUCCUUGGCAGUGUCCUUGUUUCGUAAAACUACAGCAUUGGUUGGCCACCAGGGAUGUUGUCUAUCUGCGCGAUAACACGGGUUACUAUAAGGGUGAACGACCCCUUUGCAUAGUGACCAAUGUGGAUUAUUGCAUUCAAAAUCUUCAAGCAGUACGACGUCUGGGAAUUCUGGGAGAUUUCCAGGGAGAGCAAAUCAUGGCGGAUGCCUUCGAAGACGAUGCCAGUGCAGCACAAGACUGAUAAAUAUAUUUUUAAGAUUCUUUAUAAUCUUGACAACUUUCCUAAGGGUGCAAUUCAAUUAAUUAAAUGGUGCCAAAUUUUAAAAAGCCUAAAAGAUUCCCACUAUCUUAUAAUUUCAGUUUUUAAGCCCAAUAUUAUGCUAUAUAUAUCCCCAAUAAAAACUGCUUUCAAAAUCUCACCGGAGUCGCUCUUAAAUUUUAACACAAACAUUUUAAAUAUAACGCAAAAUUACACAAGAAGAUAGUUUCGGACACGGGCGUUUUGAAGAUAUAUUGGAUCGAUUUUAUCAUCUUGCGGGCAUAAUCAUGAUUCCAGCGUCUCGAAUGGGUUUUAAUUUACAAUUAAA
Messenger RNA from Drosophila ficusphila, 2127 nucleotides. RefSeq names its product insulin-like growth factor-binding protein complex acid labile subunit. The record is from RefSeq and is a predicted model, not a curated record. Bases 123 to 1781 code for a protein of 552 amino acids. Gene Ontology annotation, molecular function: protein binding. Lineage: Eukaryota; Metazoa; Arthropoda; Insecta; Diptera; Drosophilidae. The transcript has 3 exons.